AUAGCCCUCAUUCCUUUGGGAAUUUGCCGCCAUGACACUGCAGUGGUGGCCAUGGCUGUUGACUCUGCUGCAGAUCCUUCAUGGCCUUGCGAUGGUAUCUGAACCUGACCUUCAUCGAUGGAUUCCAUACAUGAGACCCAGGGCAAUGCACCCGGGAGAUCUCCAAGAACUCGUGGAACAGUAUCGAGUGGUGGUGUUGAUGACCACUAUCCCCAAGCGCAUCGAGUACAUCGAGCCCGUGAUCGAUUCGAUGCUCAGGCAGACGUGGCCUGCCAGUGAGAUCUACAUGAGCAUUCCCUAUGUGUACAACCGCACGGGCGAAAGCUAUAAGAUCCCAGAGUGGAUGCAGGCGAAACCCAUCCGUCUCAUGCGUUGCGAAGACUUGGGCCCCGGCACCCACCUGCUGAAUGGUCUGCGAUUGGAAGAGGAUCCCUGGACCUUCCUGGUGGUGGUGGAUGACGACCACAUCUAUGGUCACCAGCUGAUCGAGCAGCUGAUGCGCAGCGCCUUGGCGAACCCCGGCAGUGCCGUGGCGGCGCAGGGCUUUCUGUCGGUGCCCGGGAUCUUGGAAUCGCAGGAACUCACCGCACUGCAGGACCAAGGCGUCCAGAGACCCCGGUACCUGCAAGAUCAAGGUUUUCCUGCAGGGCCCGUCUUAGUCAGCUACCUCGGUGUGGUAUACCAGCGAGGAUUCUUCGACGAACGAGUCUUCCAGUAUGACCGAGCCUGUUACCAAUGCCGCUACCAGGAUGACAUGUGGUUCUCCGCCCACCUGGCUUCAAAAGGCAUCAAACGCUUCGUCUUGGGAGCUGCGUUGGGUGUUCAGGAGCUGACAGAGAUGCAUCUGGGCCCCGAGUCCUUGACCAAGUGGCCGGAGAAUCGCCCGAGAAACGUGAGCGACGAUUGCAACCAGUGCCUUCUGCAGAAGCGCUCCACCAAGCUGUGGGCCUUCCGGCGGCGUGUGGUGCUGGCGUUAGCUGGGCUACCGUCUGCCGCAGGGCUUCCCUCAGAGGUGUCUCCAGAAUGGGAGUCUGUGCUUGCGAGCAUCAAGAGGCUUUCCAACUGGCCGGACCUCACCUAUCUGUGCACGGCUGGUUGGGAGGGCUCCAGCGGCUUCAUCCUUGGGAAGUCCUUCCUGUUGAAUGAUAUCUUGGUCACGGGCUCCACAGCCUGCGAGGCCCAGGGCGACGCCCGGAUCUCCCAACUGCUGCGGGAUCUCUUGCUGUGGGAAGGCGAUGCCAACACAGUUCUGGUGAUGGGCUCCCUUGAAGACUUGCAGAAAGGAGAUCCGGAAGACUUUUGGGCAGUGGCGGAAUGUGCUGCCAACAUGUACGAUUUCCACGUGCAGCAAGCGGAUGACGACGAACGCGCCUUGCGUGAGGCCGAAGACCAAGCAGCCUCCAAGCAGGAUCCAAAGGAGUUCCUGGUGGAAAAGUUCGGCCACACUGGCGCAUUUCCUGCUUGUUCCCAGAUCAUCUCGAUCCAUUUGCCCAUGUCAGGUCACUUGAUGCUCAACAGUCGUUUCCGGCAACGCCCUUUGGAGCUGACCUCUGGACUGGGAGAUCAGAUGCCCAGAAGGAGUCGUGCCGCCUCUGGAGCCCAGACGUGGCCAUACUGCCGGCUGGGCAGCUGGCUUGCAGCCAGCGUGGGUGCUUUCAACGAGAUGCCCGGCUGAGAUCGAGAAAGCCUGGUGGACACGUUGUGCUGACGAAGGGAUGUUCGAGAGGAUGACCUGACCCUGGUGGACACGUUGGAAGGUCCAGUAGAUGACGAUGGGAACAAAGCGACUCAGAUGCCCUGGAGAACCAGGAUUGAAAAGGGCGUGCCUGUGUGGGCAGGGUGUUG
Molecule: messenger RNA, 1845 nt
Organism: Cladocopium goreaui
Lineage: Eukaryota; Dinophyceae; Suessiales; Symbiodiniaceae
Source: the annotation of a GenBank genome assembly